CUUUUGUUUUGUUUGUUGCAACUCGUGUCACUUCCUCCACCUUCUUCACAUCAUUGGGCCGACUCUUUUGCCUCUUAACUUCUUCAUCUCCUUUCGGCAUUAUAUCACUUCUUCUACUAGCUGUGUUACUUUCAACGAAGACUUUCUUUCACUUAGCAAAUCAAAUCCGAGCCAAAAUUUAUAGCGAAACCGGAUUAAGAAUCUUGCCUUUUAAGGAGAAACACUGCAUGCAGACAAUGGGGAAUACGAAUUCGAUGUGUGGGCUAAAAAGGUUUUCGAACUACAAGAAGUCUCCGAUAGAAAAGCAGAUCUUUGCAUCCGUUUCAUAUGAGGAUUUGGUUGAGCUUGUUGGCAAAGAAAGGAAGUUCGAUUUGCUUGUCAUUGGCUUGCAAGAGGCUCCUAAAACAAACGUUGAUCAACUUUUGCAAACAGCUUCAUCUCCAACACACGAGCUUCUUGGGAAGGCGAAAUUGCAAUCAAUCCAGUUAUAUUUGUUUGGGCCAAAGAAUUCACAUACAUUAGUAAAAGAAUUAAAGGCAGAGAGACAUUCAGUAGGAGGAUGUGGAGGUUUAAUAGGAAGAAAAAAAGGAGCCGUGGCUAUUCGUAUUAACUACGAUGAUAUCAAAAUGGUUUUUAUCUCUUGCCAUCUCUCUGCUCAUGCAAAGAAAGUGGAUCAAAGAAAUACAGAGUUAAGACAUAUAGCAAAUUCACUAUUACCAAGAGAAAAAAGGAAACGUGACCUCACUGUUUGGCUUGGAGAUCUAAAUUACAGGAUCCAAGAUGCCUCUAACCGUCCUGUUCGAUCUCUUAUCCAAAACCAUCUUCAAUCUGUUCUUGUGAGUAAGGAUCAACUCUUACAAGAAGCAGAGAGAGGCGAAAUAUUCAAAGGUUACUCUGAAGGAACUUUAGGGUUUAAACCGACCUACAAAUACAAUGUAGGAAGUAGCGACUAUGAUACAAGCCAUAAGAUCAGGGUUCCAGCUUGGACAGAUAGGAUCUUAUUCAAGAUUCAAAAUACUGAUAAUAUUCAAGCAACUCUUCACUCUUAUGAUUCCAUAGACCAAGUAUAUGGUUCCGAUCAUAAGCCUGUCAAAGCGGAUCUUUGCUUGAAGUGGGUCAACAAUUAAAUAGAUGCAUAAAAUUUAUGAAGGAUA
Messenger RNA from Arabidopsis arenosa, 1154 nucleotides. NCBI's taxonomy places the organism in Eukaryota, Viridiplantae, Streptophyta, Magnoliopsida, Brassicales, Brassicaceae. The record is from the annotation of a GenBank genome assembly.